Messenger RNA from Gavia stellata (red-throated loon), 1960 nucleotides. RefSeq names its product FERM domain containing 6 (gene FRMD6). NCBI's taxonomy places the organism in Eukaryota, Metazoa, Chordata, Aves, Gaviiformes, Gaviidae. The record is from RefSeq and is a predicted model, not a curated record. The transcript has 13 exons. Bases 23 to 1924 code for a protein of 633 amino acids. Gene Ontology annotation, cellular component: cytoskeleton; cytoplasmic side of apical plasma membrane. Gene Ontology annotation, biological process: positive regulation of hippo signaling.
CGAGCCCUGAGCCCGGACCACGAUGAACAAACUGACCUUCCACAACAACAGAGUCAUGCAGGACCGCCGCAGCGUUUGCAUCUUCCUCCCCAACGAUGACUCCCUCAACAUCAUCAUCAACGUGAAGAUUUUGUGCCACGAGUUACUGGUGCAGGUGUGUGACCUCCUGAGGCUGAAGGACUGUCACCUCUUCGGGCUCAGCGUCAUCCAGAACAAUGAGCACGUGUACAUGGACCUGGCCCAGAAACUCUACAAGUACUGCCCCAAGGAGUGGAAGAAGGAGGCCAGCAAGGUCAGCGGUGAGGUCUUGCAUGGAGAGCUGACGGCAGUAAGGCCACCUCUGUCCCCAUCGCAGGGGAUCGACCAGUUUGGCCCCCCGAUGAUCAUCCACUUCCGAGUGCAGUACUACGUGGAGAACGGCAGGCUGAUCAGCGACCGGACCGCGCGCUACUACUACUACUGGCACCUGCGGAAGCAAGUGCUGCACUCCCAGUGCGUGCUGCGCGAGGAAGCCUAUUUCCUCCUCACCGCCUUCGCCCUCCAAGCCGACCUGGGCGACUUCAAGCGCAACAAGCACUACGGGAAGUACUUCGAGCCCGAAGCCUAUUUCCCCGCCUGGGUGGUUGCGAAGAGGGGCAAGGACUAUAUCCUGAAGCACGUCCCGAACAUGCACAAGGAUCAGUUUGCCCUGACGGCCUCCGAAGCCCAUCUCAAGUACAUCAAGGAGGCCGUCCGGCUGGACGACGUGGCUGUGCACUACUACAGGUUGUACAAGGACAAAAGGGAGGUGGAGGCCUCCCUGACGCUGGGGCUGACGACGCGGGGCAUCCAGAUCUUCCAGAACUUGGACGAAGAAAAGCAGCUGCUCUACGACUUCCCCUGGACAAACGUGGGGAAACUGGUGUUCGUGGGCAAGAAGUUUGAGAUCCUGCCGGACGGGCUGCCCUCGGCCAGGAAGCUCAUCUACUACACGGGCUGCCCGCUGCGCUCCCGCCACCUCCUGCAGCUGCUCAGCAGCAGCCACCGGCUCUACAUGAACCUGCAGCCCGUCCUGCGCCAGGUCCGCAAGCUGGAGGAGAACGAGGAGAAGAAGCAGUACCGCGAGUCCUACAUCAGCGACACCCUCGACCUGGACAUGGAGCAGCUGGAGAAGCGCUCGCGGGCCAGCGGCAGCAGCGCCGGCAGCAUCCGGCACAAGCGCCUCUCCCGGCACUCCACUGCCAGCCACAGCAGCUCCCACACCUCGGGCAUCGAGACCGACCCCAAACCCAGGGAGAUGGGGCCCGAGGACGGCUUCUCGGGCGCCGGCGCCCACCGCAAGCUGAAGACCUGCAGCUCCAUGACCAGCCACGGCAGCUCCCACACCUCCGGGGUGGAGAGCGGUGGGAAGGACCGGCUGGAGGAGGACUCCCAGGAUGAUGAAAUCGAGAUGCUGGUGGAUGACCCCCGGGAGCUGGAGCAGGCUGGAGAGAUGGAGGUGAGCCCCGACAUGUGCGUCUACAUCACGGAGGACAUGCUGCUGUCGCGCAAGUUCAACGGGCACUCGGGGCUUGUCGUGAAAGAGAUCAGCUCCUCCACCUCCAGCUCCUCGGAGACGGUGGUGAAGCUGCGGGGGCAGAGCACCGACUCCUUACCCCAGACAACGUGCAGGAAACCGAAGACGUCAACGGACCGGCACAGCCUGAGCCUGGAUGACAUUCGGCUCUACCAGAAGGACUUCUUGCAGUUGGCCAACCUCUGCCAGGAUACGGCCCAGAGCUACACCUUCGGCUGCGCCCACGGGCUGGAGGAGGAAGGGCUCUACUGCAACGGCUGCUUGGCCCAGCAGUGCAUCAACAUCCAGGAGACCUUCCCCGUCAAAAGAACCAGCAAAUACUUCUCGUUGGAUCUCACCCACGACGAAGUCCCCGAGUUCGUCGUCUGAGCGCCUCGGGGGGCAGGACCGGCUGCCCGCCCUCGG